This is a messenger RNA of Cyprinodon variegatus (sheepshead minnow), 1026 nucleotides long. It is a transcript of the gene rnaseh2b, whose product is annotated as ribonuclease H2 subunit B. The record is from RefSeq and is a predicted model, not a curated record. The coding region runs from base 48 to 968 and encodes 306 amino acids. Gene Ontology annotation, cellular component: nucleoplasm; ribonuclease H2 complex. Lineage: Eukaryota; Metazoa; Chordata; Actinopteri; Cyprinodontiformes; Cyprinodontidae. The transcript is spliced from 11 exons. Gene Ontology annotation, biological process: RNA catabolic process; ribonucleotide metabolic process.
AACAGGAAAAGAAAAAGGAAAAGCCACGCGACGUGUAAUGAAACAACAUGGCUACUAAAAAGAAGCGGACUCCAAAUUCACAGAAUGACAGCUGGGUUGUCAUCGCCGCAGAUUCCGUAAUCAACACACAGAAGCACAACAGUGAUCCAGAUUUUGUCAGGCUGAGGAAUCCAUCUACAGGCGAGGCUUCUCUGUAUAUGUUUGGUAGUGGUGAUGUACAGCUGUAUGAGGUCAAAGCGUUUGAGGAAGACUUCCACUCCUGGUUUGUUGGACAGACUGUGCAGCGAGAUGGAAAACUCCUCUUUGUAACACCGAUGGAUCCCCUCUAUCUGAUUUUACCAUAUAUGAUUCAUUCUAGCAGAGAGGGGAAAUUUCAGCCUGUGAAUCAAGUUGUUAAGGAUGAGGAUUUUCCAGAGAGCUCCAGGCUGCUCCGUUGCUCAUGUUCCCUGAGUGCGUUGCAUAAUAUUGCAGAUGAAAAAGAGGUUGGUAGCCAAAAGUUUCAUCGCUACAGUCAGGAACGAACCCUGAACUGGUUAAAAAAGAAGGUAGAGAAAACAGUUGUUGCCCUGAAGAAGAAAAAUUUCUGCGUGGGAGAAGGAGUGAAAUCAACGACGUAUGUCCGAGUCAAGACCGAGUCAGACAACCAGGAUGAGGACUAUCUUCGCUAUGCUCAUGGUCUGAUAUCGGAGUACAUCAGUGAAGAACUAAGCAAAGUCCUCCUUAAACAUUUGGGAUUAACAGAGCUGAAAAGUCCAAAUGAAACAGAACCUCCCUCAAAGAAGCGGAAACUUUCAGACAAGCCAGUGGAGGCUGGAGAAGACUACACCAAAUUCAACAGUGCAGACUUUGCACGGAAACCACCUAAGAAGAUGACAACCGCUCAGAAAACUUUGGCUAAAGUGGACAAGACUGGCAUGAAGCCGAUGUCUUCUUUCUUUAGCCCGAAGACCAAAGCUGAAAAAAAGUGAAUAUCUUGUGCUUUUGGUUUGAUCAGACUCGCAUUUUGUAAUAAAGAGAAAGAAAUGU